UGCCUGAAUUACUGCUACCAAACACUGUCAGACAGAGAGCAGCACACCACUUCUGGAGAUGGAUCAAGGGGAUCAGAGUGAGACGUCACAACAAACAUCCAGUGACGAAGACAAAGGGACAGAAACACAGGCUUCACCCCCAGUCAUCGAGAUUCACGACUCUAUGACUGAAUGUGAGGAAGAAGGGAGGCCUGUUAAAGUGCCAAUGGAGGAGAAGGCAUUUGUAUCCAGUCUGCACUCCUUUAUGAAGGACAGAGGGACACCCAUAGAAAGGAUCCCACAUCUGGGCUUCAAACAGAUUAAUCUGUGCCGGAUCCACAAAGCUGUGGAGAAACUUGGGGGCUAUGAUUCAGUGACAGCUCGACGUCUUUGGAAGAAAGUGUAUGAUGAGCUGGGAGGAAGUCCAGGAAGCACCAGCGCUGCUACCUGCACUCGCAGACAUUACGAGAAGUUGGUGCUACCUUUUGAAAGACACUUGAAAGGAGAGGAGGACAAACCUCUGCCUCCAAGCAAACCUCGGAAGCCAUAUAAGAGAAAUUCAGAUGGCAAGGUCACGAAGGCUGAGAAGAAGAGGAAACGGACUCAGUCGGAAAGAGAGAUGGAUUCAGAGCUGGAGAUUCUCCCCCAGAGAAGUCCAGAUGCCUCGAGCCAAAGGGAAGCAGGGAUGCCUCCUCUCUGGAACUCCACCUCUGAUAGACACCACCCAGACUGCUCUCCACCAAACAGAGCCACCACCGGCCUUUGCUCUCCUAUCUAUGCCCACCUUGUCCAGGUCCCUCCAUCCGUCCCCUGGACCUCUCACAUCCCCCAAGGUGCCGGAGAGGGGAUCUCACCCCUGGAGAAAAAGAAACGUAUGGCUCAGGCAAGUCUUAACCUGCCCCUGAGUCCUCAGAGUGAGGAUAAAGAAAGACCCUCUGUCAUCCACUGCUCCCAGUCUCCAGCCAGGGCUUCCUCUUCAGGCCGUAACUGCAACUCCUCUGACAGCUCCCCGCUUCCGUUAUCUCCUUCAUCUUCCCGCAGCACUUCCCCUCUCUCUGUUUCCUCAGAGGACGGUCCUGAAGGGAUUAAAGAAAAACCUGCAUCAAGCGCUGAACUACCCAAAAAAAGUGUAAAAAACACCCCCUGCAGUGAGGAAGCCAAGGCUGCGAGUUGUAUUCUCAUAUCAAAAGAUCCUGCAGGACAGAAUAAAGACAUCACCCUCCCUUCUGCAGACUCUAUCACAGUCCAGUUGAAAGACUGGCUGCCAAUCCACAAAGGGAGUGUCAAAUACUCGCAUCCUUUGCACUCAUCCUCCUCUUUCAUGGUGAGAUCUGACUGGGCUCCCACGUCUACCUCUAGUUUUACUAAAGUUGUUCCAAAAUCUUUGCAGCUUCUGCGGCCUGCUCCUAUUCGGCCGCAGAACAGCUCUGUGACCUUUGUGAAGAAGACCAACAAUGCACCGUGGCUCUAUCAGACAGAGAAGAGGGAGAGAUCCAGGACAAUGCUGCAAAAAGUUCCCUCCACUCAGCAGAGUCCGGCACAGUCCUCCUCCAGCCUGCCUGUGUCGUACGUCCUGUCCAGAGACUCUCGGCACCAGCCUGUGUUACACCCUGCAUAUUUCCCCAACAGAAUGAGACUACCUCAAUCUCAGAUAAUGUACCGACACGUCCCGAUGAGUGCUGCUCAUUCUGCUCUUAUUGGGCCUGCUGUUUACCCAUAUCCCUACUCCAUCCCUCUGUUAAAUCCCCAAACUGGAUAUCCCUUUCCUGCCAUGCAUCCAAUUUACUCUCACAAGCUGUGAUUCUUUGUAUUUUAACACCAAACUUUCCUCUUUACAUAGAAGAAAGCAGCCAUUGAGUUUGCUAGUCCACUUUUUAUUACUCAGUGUAAAUUGGUAAUGUCUACUUUUGUUUUAAACAUAGCUGAAGUUUAAAACACAUACACACAUCUAAGUUACGUGGCUUUACUAGUUACUAUUAUUAACCGUGUGACUGUGAUGACCUUCUGUGGCCUAAACGAAACCACACUGAAGGGAAAUUAAAAUAUAGCGGUAAAGUAAUUAUAGGAUCACAGGUUGAAUCGCACAAAUGCAUCACACGGGUGCAUCAUUUAUAAACUCAAAGCAGAACUGUGCUGAAUGUAUUGUUGUUCUUUUAGCAGUAAUUACAUUACAUUUUGACAAUAAAAUGUAUUCCAAUUUAUAACCUGUAACGUGUCCAUCUGAUAAGUUAAAAAUGCUUUGUUUAUUUUACUCAGUAAAACAAGUACAUAAGGACACGUUUUUUUUACGGCUUGCACAUUUUCAAUACUUUGUGUUGAAUGACCUUCUUACUGUACUGUGAAGAAAGUUAACAUAAUGACACUGUGUAAAUACUGUAUGUACCAUGGAUCAACAAUAUUAUAUGAAGAUCUCGUUUUCGUUCAUAUGUUGAUGUUUUUUUAAGUAAAUUAUUGUAAAUAAAUGUCAAAAACCAUCUUAAA
Molecule: messenger RNA, 2460 nt
Organism: Eleginops maclovinus (Patagonian blennie)
Lineage: Eukaryota; Metazoa; Chordata; Actinopteri; Perciformes; Eleginopidae
Gene: arid5a
Product: AT-rich interactive domain 5A
Exons: 7
Coding region: 59-1780 (573 amino acids)
Biological process (GO): regulation of transcription by RNA polymerase II
Cellular component (GO): nucleus
Molecular function (GO): transcription cis-regulatory region binding
Source: RefSeq, a predicted model, not a curated record